AUGUGUCACGCGCUGACACACUCGCUGACACAUGCGCAUACGCAUGACCUGCGGAACGCAACACCUGUUCGAGUUGCCCAUUGGCUGCACGAAACCCCUUUACAGCCCCAAUCAGAUGUCGCAUUAUUUUGGUCGUUGGACGAAGAAGUUUUCAGCAGCCUUCGGAUUUCCUUCAUAUCCUUUCAAUAUCUCUAUCUCUCUUUCCUCCUAAAAAAAGUCACCUUUCUUUCUCUCAUCCUUCUCCUCUUCUUUUCUUUUUCUGCCUUCUUCUCAACGAAAUUCGAUUCUUCCGCUUUUUGCCUUCCUUUUCUUGUUUCUUUUCUACAAAAUAUACUUUCAUUAGAUAUUAAUUCUCUUUCAUUCAACUCCUCCAUACUUUCUCUUUUCUGUCACAUCUUCCAUGUAUUUUUCCUUUCUUUUAUCUUUCACCUCGCUCACACCGUCUUUCUUUUUUUUCCUUUACGUCUACCAUCAAUCAUCUUUCUUUCACAUCAUCAAGCUGUCUUUCUUUCUUUCUUUUUCUUUCUUUCUUUCUUUUUUCUUUCUUUUUUCAUGCUUUUUCCUUUUUUCUUUCGCAUCAUCAAGCUUUCUUUCUUUAUUUAUUCAUGCUUUUCCUUUUCCUUUCUUUUGCUUCAUGUCUUUCUUUUUUCUUUCUUUCUUUCUUUCUUUCUUUCUUUCUUUCUUCAUGCUUUUCCCUUUCCUUUCUUUCGCAUCAGAUGUCUUUCUUUCUUUCUUCAUGCUUUUACACAUUUCCUUUCUUUCGCAUCAUCAAGAUGUCUUUCUUUCUUUCUUUUUUCAUGCUUUUUCCUUUUUUUUCUUUCGCAUCAUCAAGCUUUCUUUAUUUAUUUAUUCAUCCUUUUCCUUUUCCUUUCUUUCGCUUCAUGUCUUUCUUUCUUUUUUCUUUCUUUCUUUCUGAUUUACAUUUUUCCUUUCUUUCACAUCAUCAAAUAG
Messenger RNA from Acanthosepion pharaonis, 951 nucleotides. NCBI's taxonomy places the organism in Eukaryota, Metazoa, Mollusca, Cephalopoda, Sepiida, Sepiidae. The record is from the annotation of a GenBank genome assembly.